GGUUCAAUUGAAAGUAAAUAUAGGCCUUGGUCGAUCAGCUGUUUCGUACUCCAGUAGUGCUGAAGUGAAAGAGAUCGUUAAAUUCAUCGUGAUCUAUUUCGUCUAUAAUCUUUAUACAUUUAUGUAGAGUAUUAAUGAUUAGCAUACAAUAAAAACCAUCAACUUGAACCAGCUUGAACCUGAAAUAGAGCUGGGUUUUUUGCCAAUGUACUGCAGGUUACUCUGUGUCAACCGGCAAAGCAUCGACCAAUCAAACGGCUUGUAAAUCAUCGUCUGAAUAACCAUUGCAAAGAUCUACGGCUUUAGUGUUCAACACCCGGUUCAGAUAAACAGCACUGUAGAAAAAUGCAACGUUCCCAAACCAUCUUGGAUACUGGGAAGCUAUUACUGCUGAACAUUAACAGGAGUUUUUCAAAGAACUAUGGAUGUACAUCGCCUAUGAAGGUCUUAGUCUCGUUCGAUGGGUGUGUCGCUGCUAGUGAGGCCCACUUCCUGAAGGAGUAUCGCCGACGAUUUCCACACGAGCCGUACGUAAGGGUGGAGGAACGAGAGGGCAUCCCAUUAGCACAUCAGUACGGUCGACUUCGUCCUGAUCUUGUCAAUAAUGUUGAGACUAUUCUAAAGACGUCAGGCUUUUUCGUCAAAAUGGCACCAAUCACAGGAGCUAUACAGGCGCUGAAGGAGAUGCAAAAUAGUGAAGAAUUAGAUGUCUAUUUAUAUGUUUGUCCGAAUCAGAAUUCACCCAAAGCAUUGCAUGAAAAGUUUCAAUGGAUACAAAAAAACUUAGGCCAAGUGUUUGUGGAACGUUUGAUAGUUGCCAAGGACCACGCAAUGCUCAAAGCUGAUCUACAUAUCGACUGGAAGGAAAACUGUGAUGGUAAGGCGUUUUUACAACACAAUGAUCCUAAUGUAUUCCAUUUGGAGUGUCUGUUCUUAAUGAACUUUCUUCAUUAAAAAAAUCCUA
Anneissia japonica is the source of this 964-nucleotide messenger RNA. RefSeq names its product 5'(3')-deoxyribonucleotidase, cytosolic type-like. Bases 346 to 954 code for a protein of 202 amino acids. Gene Ontology annotation, molecular function: 5'-nucleotidase activity. The record is from RefSeq and is a predicted model, not a curated record. The transcript has 5 exons. NCBI's taxonomy places the organism in Eukaryota, Metazoa, Echinodermata, Crinoidea, Comatulida, Comatulidae. Gene Ontology annotation, biological process: pyrimidine deoxyribonucleotide catabolic process.